AUGGUAUUCUUUCCUCGCAAGAUGCUAGACGAACCAACGAAGAUUUUCCGUUGCCGAACUUUUUGGACACGGUAUUCAAGCUUCGUUGCAGUAUCCCAGCCUAUUCGUGGAAGAAGAUUCCCGAAGAGUAGCUUCUACGAGUGCCAUCAGUGCAAGAAUCGAAUUGUGACAGCAGUAUUUGCAAGUUGUUUCAUCAAAUAA
Molecule: messenger RNA, 201 nt
Organism: Necator americanus (New World hookworm)
Lineage: Eukaryota; Metazoa; Nematoda; Chromadorea; Rhabditida; Ancylostomatidae
Exons: 3
Coding region: 1-201 (66 amino acids)
Source: RefSeq, a predicted model, not a curated record